GUGCCAGAAGCAUCGUUGCAAUUAUGAUUGGCAACCUGAAAGGCAUGGAGAUCUUGCACCGGAUUGAGAGUGGCUUGAAAGUGACUAUGGUCAUUGAACUGGGGAAGAAGCACGGCCCAUGGAUAAAUCAGUACUCCAUCUUCUUCAUCUCCGUGUCAUUUUUCAUUGUCACCGCAGCAACCAUGGGCUACUUUAUUUUUUAUUCUCUUCGGAGACUCAGGAUUGCAAGACACCAGUCCAAGAAUCAGCAACAACUAAAGGCCAGGGCCAAGAAGGCCAUUGAACAGUUAGAGCUGCGCACCCUGAAGCAAGGGGACAAGGAAACUGGUCCUGACGAAGACACCUGUGUCGUGUGCAUGGAGCUGUACAAGCCCAACGAAGUCGUGCGUGUUCUGACUUGCAACCAUCUCUUCCAUAAGAACUGCAUCGACCCUUGGCUUCUGGAACACAGGACAUGCCCGAUGUGCAAAUGUGACAUACUCAAAGUUUUGGGAGUUGAGAUGGAUGUGGAAGAAGAGGCUGUGUCUGUGCAAGCCACAGUAUCCAGUGGGACAUCAAAUGUCUCUACAGUUAAUGAAGAGGAUAAUCAUAGUGAAACAGCAUCAUCUGGAUAUGCUUCUGUGCAAGGAGCAGAUGAGUCUGUUCUGGAGGAACAUGCACCAUCAGAAAAUGACAACAUGCAACUUGUAAACAACGAGUCCCAGCCCUCCGCUAUCGAUGUCCUUCCACACGCUGACAACCCAAGUUUUGAGGCAGAUGAAACACAAGUUCCUGAAGUCAGUUCCUAAGAACACGCCCAGCAACCUGGUGUAAGCCUUCUGCAGGGAGCUACCUCCUUCCAU
Molecule: messenger RNA, 842 nt
Organism: Eurypyga helias (sunbittern)
Lineage: Eukaryota; Metazoa; Chordata; Aves; Eurypygiformes; Eurypygidae
Gene: RNF128
Product: ring finger protein 128, E3 ubiquitin protein ligase
Exons: 6
Source: RefSeq, a predicted model, not a curated record